UUUUGUCAGUCCGUCUCUCUUCCUUCUUCCCUAUUUUUGUUCUAUUCUCCUAAGCACUUCUCAACUCUCCCUCCAUUACUGUUCAGAUUCCACAUAUUCUUGUCAAUCACAUUUCGCAUAUACGAAGAUGUUGCAAGAUAUGUGGAAUGCACCCCCAGGUUUCAGACCCACCAAGUCGGCUCCAUCUUCUCCGGCCAAACCCCUUGGAGUCUCCAGAACUCGUUCCGAAUCCUUUCACGUUGCCCACAAAGUCCCCAUUGGCGACAGCCCUUAUGUUAGAGCCAAAAAUGUUCAAUUGGUCGAAAAGGAUCCGGAAAGGGCGAUUCCAUUGUUUUGGGCAGCUAUUAACGCAGGAGACAGAGUUGAUAGUGCUCUCAAAGAUAUGGCAAUUGUAAUGAAGCAACAAAAUAGGGCUGAAGAAGCCAUUGAAGCUGUUAAGUCUUUGAGAACUAGGUGUUCAGAUCAAGCACAGGAAGCUCUUGACAAUAUCCUUUUGGACCUAUAUAAGAGAUGUGGAAGAUUGGAUGACCAAAUAGUCCUGUUGAGGCACAAAUUGUUUUUGAUACAACAAGGUUUGGCCUUUAAUGGAAAGCGUACGAAGACUGCGAGAUCCCAGGGGAAGAAGUUUCAGGUUUCUGUGGAGCAAGAAGCAACUAGAUUACUGGGGAAUUUAGGGUGGGCGCUGAUGCAACAAAAUAACUACAUUGAAGCUGAGGAUGCUUAUCGUAGGGCACUAGUGAUUGCACCAGACAACAACAAAAUGUGCAAUUUGGGCAUCUGCUUGAUGAAACAAGGGAGAGUAGGUGAGGCAAAAGAGACACUUAGGAGAGUUAAACCAGCGGUGAUAGAUGGCCCCAGAGGUGUAGAUUCUCAUCUCAAGGCCUACGAAAGAGCACAGCAGAUGCUCCGCGACCUCGAGUCUGAAAUGAUGAAUAAAGGUGGUGAUAGAAUUGAACAAAGGAAACUGUUUGAUGCCUUCUUGGGCUCUUCUGCUAUCUGGCAGCCUCAGCCUUGCAAGGAACAUACUACUAGCACUUUGAGUAAACCUACCAAGUUAAGCCAGCCUCAAGAUGAAUUUGCUAAUGAGAACAUCAAUUCUACUAACAUCAUCAGAAACCAGACAGCUCCUUCUCUGCAAAAGAGUAUGAACCCAAAUAUUUCGUAUGGGAAUCUACUCAAUAUCGAUGCUCCACCAUUUUAUUCGACCAAGACUACGAAUGAACCAGCAAAUGUCCCGAUUCCAGAGAGUCUUAAGAGAACAAGAUCUGGAAACGCAACUCAACUAAUGAGAAACGAGUCCCUUGGGACAAUCAUCAGUGAACCAGAAAAUAAGAUGAGAAAGCAGUCAAUUUCACCAGAGAAAACAGAAAACAUAUGGGCAGGAUUGCUGCCAGAUAGCAAGGAUUUUGAAGAUGCUAUAAUUGCAGCCGCUCUGGGAUCAAAUCAGGAAACAUUCAAGCCUGAAGGAAGCAAAGAUACUGGAAUCCUUCCAAGGAAAGUUGAGAAAAGAUUGAGGGUUUUUCAAGACAUUACUUUGUCGAUGAGUCCACGAGCUUGACUAACUUUAUUUAUUUAUUUAUUUUAGCUAUAUGAUUAGUAGGUCUAAUUUCCCUUUUAAAUUACGGUAACAUCAUUGAUUUUUAACUAUCAUCGGAGAUAAACUUGUUCUCCUUUACUCCAUACUUCCUCAAGAAGGUGGUUAUGUGGUAACACCCUAAUGUCUUUAGGCAGCGUCUAAUUAUUGAUAUUGUUGGUGCCUAUGGCAAUUAUUCUUCAAUAAAAAGUUAUUUCUUCUUUUUCA
Molecule: messenger RNA, 1801 nt
Organism: Solanum lycopersicum (tomato)
Lineage: Eukaryota; Viridiplantae; Streptophyta; Magnoliopsida; Solanales; Solanaceae
Product: protein POLLENLESS 3-LIKE 2
Molecular function (GO): protein binding
Source: RefSeq, a predicted model, not a curated record